AUGGACGGCAGUUACCAGAAAAUCCAUGAAGCCCAUCCAAAUUAUGGAGGAGUAGACCAAAAUUCAGUCCCUCCAAUGCAAGGAGGACAACCACCAAUACAGAGUGGAUAUCCAAGUGGACCACUUCCUCCAGGACAAGGAGCAUACUCGGAUCCGAGUAGAUAUGCAGCAGGAGCAACUCCACCAGUUCAAGGUGGUUAUUCUGGAGAAGUACCAUCACAAAGUCAAUAUCCACAACAAGGAGGAUACACUGGAGGAUCAGCACCUCAGCAACAAGGAGGAUAUGCUGGAGGACCAGUACCUCAGCCACAAGGAGGAUAUGCUGGAGGACCAGCACAUCAGCCACAAGGAGGAUAUGCUGGAGGACCAGCACCCCAGCCACAAGGAGGAUAUGCUGGAGGACCAGCACCCCAGCCACAAGGAGGAUAUCCUGGAGGGCCAGCACCCCAGCCACAAGGAGGAUAUCCUGGAGGGCCAGCACCCCAGCCACAAGGAGGAUACCCUGGAGGACCUCAGAGUGGAUAUUCCGGUGGGCCACCACAAGGGCCAUACCCGCCACAGCAGGGAUACCAAGGUGCACCACCGCCUAUGCACGGUGGUCAGUAUGGAGGGAAUUCUUUAGCACAGGUUACAAAUAGCAGUGCACCCCUUACUGCUCCUGCUGGCCCAAAUGCUACUGGAACACCCUUAUCUUUUCCCCAAGGAUAUAAGCCUCCCCAGUUUGAUGGCAAUACCCCAGACGGAGAGAUGCCUGUCCCAGAUCAACCUCCACCUCAAAUGAACCCUGUGGCUGGCUAUGAAGGAGCUGGUUUCACUGCUGGGGAUUUUUUACCUCCCCCUACACCAUUUCAGAGUCCAGUUCCAAGUGCACCGGAGGAACAGAGAGGAGAGAUUCCAGAUGUUGCUAACUGGAAAGAGGAGGAUGUGAAAACUGCUCUUCUGGAUUACAUUUCUGGAAAACGGUGCUAUGGAAAAGGCACAGCAAACGACAUGGUCAUCAAAGAAAUUCUUAACUCGUGUGGCUUUCAUUACAAGCUGGAGACAUUUACAGAAGGGCGACAAGUGAGCUGGGAACACGAACCAUACAACAUGGGGAUGUCUGUUGAUGGACCUGAGAUGGGUGUGCCUCCUCCGCCAUGGGAAAUUCCUGUUCAAGUGCCGGAAUAUUUUAAGAAAGAAAGUCUAAAAGUAGAAGUACCCCAUACUGCUUAUGUUAAGCCUUGUCAUAAGUGCUGUGCUCAAGGUUUUGUUCCAUGUCGUGAGUGCUGGAGUCGGGGACAGCGAAGGUGUUCAUGGUGCCAUGGUGAUGGUUUAAGACAUGAAUCUACAGAUCCCGAUGAAUGCAACUGGUGUCAUGGAAGUGGACAUCGAAUUUGCCAGAAAUGCGAUGGUCGUGGGAUGGUUAUUUGCUCAGAUUGUAAAGGCGAAGGAAGUCUGAAGUUUUUCUUGGAACUUAAAGUUAAAUGGAAAACCCAUAGUGAAGAUUUUAUCAAAGAGGACACACCUCUCCCUGAUGAGUUGGUUAAAGAUGUGUCUGGGUUGAUUGCCUUCCAGGAAACUAACAUGAUGUCUCUUAAUAUCUAUUUAUCUAUCUUUUUAUUUAUUUGUCUCUUAAUAAUUAUCUAUCAAUAUCUGUUUCUUAAUAUCUAUCUCUUUAUCUAUCUAUCAAUAUCUAUCUAUCUAUCUUUCUAUCUAUCUAACUCUUCUCUUCAUUAUCUAUCUAUCUAUCUAUCUAUCUAUCUAUCUAUCUAUCUAUCUAUCUAUCUAUCUAUCACUGUCUUAAUAUCUAUCUAUCUAUCUAUCUAUCUAACUGAUAUUAACGAAGCUUCCAAAAAUCUAAUCCAGAAACACGCAAGCAAUUUCCCUACAGAAAGAAUCCUGCAACAGAGGCAUUCACUGAGAAUAAUCCCAGUUGCAGACGUGAAAUAUGAAUGGAAUGACACUGUCUCCAAUUUCUUCGUCUAUGGUGAAGAGAAAAAAGUGUAUGCCCCCAACUAUCCGCAGACAUGUUGUUGGGGUUGCGCCAUUCUUUAA
This is a messenger RNA of Acanthosepion pharaonis, 2034 nucleotides long. The record is from the annotation of a GenBank genome assembly. Lineage: Eukaryota; Metazoa; Mollusca; Cephalopoda; Sepiida; Sepiidae.